Molecule: messenger RNA, 429 nt
Organism: Knipowitschia caucasica
Lineage: Eukaryota; Metazoa; Chordata; Actinopteri; Gobiiformes; Gobiidae
Source: the annotation of a GenBank genome assembly
AUGGUCAUGCAAGUGAUGAAGAGCAGGAGGAAGAAGGCGGAGAAAAGAGGUGAGGGAGACCAGAGGAGGGACACUGGAUGGGUUUUGAACAGCCGUCUACAGUGCGUCUACUAUGAGGAUUUAAACCAUCACUUAAAAGUUGGAGCGGUCUCACGAGUCACCUCCAUCCACGCUCACACCCACCCGCACCACCUGCUUCCCUCACUCUGCUCCUGUCUCCUGGUUCUGUCCUCCCUCAUCCACAACACCGCUAACCUCUUCUACAGCAUCAAACGCCAGUGGUACCUAUUGCCUCUAACUGCACCUCCAGGGAUGUCUCACCACAAGCCCCUGGCCCAACCCCCAUCCUCUGCUUUAAUAUCACAGGGAGAGCAACACUGGCUCUGUGGAGAGAACAGAGCCCCCACAGAACUGAAACCUGCAGGAUGA